AUAACAUUAGAUGGCCAAGUGUGACUGUAGUCUGCUGUCUGUAGUAUUUUUAUUACAAAAUAAAAAACAUAGUCGUCGAGGGUAGCGCAUACUGUCUAGAAAUUGGUAGUUUUUAAAUUUAUUAUAAUAUUGUACUAUGCAAUUUCGUGUUCAAAAGUUUAUAGUUCCUCAAAAAUGAUUUAUUAAGUGUUUUUUCUUUGUGUACGUUUCACUCAAGUUUCGACCAUUGCAAAAAUGGUCAACCCAAUUGAAAUUCCAUUAAAAGAUUCCGACGAGGUAAUUGAAAUACAGUUGGACAAAUUACCUGAUUAUGAAGAGGUACUUGGUAUUUUGAAAUCUGAAAACUCAAAUUUACACAUAUGGGUUAACUUAGCUUUGGAGUAUUACAAAAGUGGGAACACGAUUGCUCUGGUAAGAUUGUUAGAAUCAUCACGCAGCAAUGCGAGCUUGGAGUAUAAAGACAGUGACAAAGAUCAAAUGAGGGCACUUGACAUGCUGGCUGCAUACUAUGUGCAAACAGCUAACCGAGAGAAGAGUAAAGAUAAACGACGUGAGCUUUUUACUAAAGCUACGCAACUUUAUACAACGGCAGAUAAAAUUAUUAUGUAUGAUACGAAUCAUUUAUUGGGCCGAGCAUUCUUUUGCUUGUUGGAAGGCGAUAAAAUCGAGCAAGCUGAUGCUCAAUUCAAUUUUGUUUUGAACCAGUCAUCUAAUAAUAUUCCAGCUCAGUUGGGUAAAGCAUGUAUAGCAUUUAAUCGAAAAGAUUACAGAGGUGCGUUGGCCUAUUAUAAAAAAGCAUUGCGGUCAAACCCUAAAUGUCCUGCUGAUGUACGUCUGGGUAUGGCUCAUUGUUUCCUUAAGUUGGGAAAUACCGAGAAAGCACGAUUAGCAUUUGAGAGAGCUUUGCAGCUAGAUCCUAAGUGUGUUGGAGCAUUAGUAGGCCUGGCUAUUAUGAAGCUGAAUGGUGAAAACCCUGGCGACAUUAAAUUAGGUGUAAAUAUGUUGUCAAAGGCGUACACAAUAGACACAACAAAUCCGAUGGUGUUAAAUCAUUUGUCCAACCAUUUUUUCUUCAAGAAAGAUUAUAGUAAAUCAGAACUACUAGCAAGGCACGCAUUACAAAAUACAGAAAACGAAGCAAUGAGAGCUGAAAGUUGUUAUCAAAUGGCUCGAGCUUUUCAUGUACAGAAUAACUAUGAUCAAGCCUUUCAAUAUUAUUACCAAGCGACUCAAUUUGCACCUGUAACUUUUGUAUUGCCACAUUAUGGAUUAGGACAGAUGUAUAUUUAUGGCGGCGAUAUGGAAAAUGCAGCUCAGUGUUUUGAAAAAGUACUUAAAGCUCAGCCUGGUAAUUAUGAAGCUAUGAAAAUUCUUGGUUCGCUGUAUGCUGAUUCAAAAAAUCAACAAAAACGUGAUCUAGCAAAAAAUCAUUUAAAAAAAGUGACUGAACAUUUCCCAGACGAUGUUGAAGCAUGGGUUGAGCUUGCACAAAUUUUAGAACAAUCGGAUCUUCAAGCAUCAUUAUCUGCGUAUGGCAAAGCUAUGGAUUUAAUUCGCACCGGUAUAAAUAGAGAUAUUCCACCUGAAAUACUUAAUAAUGUUGCUGCAUUAAAUUAUAGAUUAGGAAAUUUAGAAGAAUCACGUUCUAAACUGGAAGAAUCAUUGAGUUUAUCUAAAAAAAUGGUUGAAGCCGAUCCACAGCAUUAUAAUUCUAUAGCUGUUACAACUACUUAUAAUUUAGCUCGUAUAUUUGAAGCACAAUGUCAGUUUCAAAAGGCUGAAACACUUUAUAAAGAUAUUCUUAAAGAACAUCCUAAUUAUAUUGAUUGUUAUUUACGUUUGGGUUGCAUGGCACGAGAUCGUAACCAAAUUUAUGAAGCAUCUGAUUGGUUUAAAGAAGCAUUGCGUAUAGACACUGAACAUCCCGAUGCCUGGUCAUUGCUCGGAAAUUUACAUUUGGCUAAAAUGGAAUGGGGACCAGGUCAAAAGAAAUUUGAACGUGUUUUGAAAAAUCCAUCAACUUUAAACGAUUCAUAUUCACUAAUUGCCUUGGGAAAUGUUUGGCUUCAAACUUUACACCAACCAACUAGAAAUAAAGAACAAGAAAAAAGACAUCAAGAUUUGGCUUUACAAUUCUUCACGAAAGUGUUGAAAGUUGAUCCAAGGAACAUUUGGGCAGCUAAUGGAAUCGGUUGUGUUAUGGCUCACAAGCAUUGCAUAAAUGAAGCGAGGGAUAUAUUUGCUCAAGUUAGAGAAGCUACUGCAGAUUUUUGUGAUGUUUGGUUGAAUAUAGCACACAUUUAUAUUGAACAAAAACAAUAUAUUAGUGCGAUUCAAAUGUAUGAAAACUGUAUGAAGAAAUUUUUUAAACACGAUAGCGUUGAAGUUCUUCAGUAUCUAGGACGUGCUUACUACAGAGCGGGCAAGCUAAAAGAAGCAAAAGUUGUAUUUCUUAAAGCUCGGCGAGUCGCUCCUCAAGAUACUGUUAUCAUUUAUAACAUUGCCUUUGUUCUUCAAAAAUUAGCAGCACAAAUUCUUAAAGAUGAAAAAUCUAACUUAAAAGAUGUUCUUCAAGCUGUACACGAACUAGGUUUAUCGCACAAGUACUUUCAGUAUUUGUCUGUACACGGUGAUCGUAUGCGUUACGAUGUAGGUCUGGCGGAGAUUGAAGCUAAACAUUGUCAAGACUUGUUAUCGCAAGCACAAUAUCACGUGGCCCGUGCUCGCAAGAUGGACAAUGAUGAAAAAGAAAAGCGUCGAAAACAGGAAGAAGAGCGAGAAGCAUUCAAAUCGAAGCAACUUCAAGAGCAAUUUAAAGCACUACAACAGCAAGAAGAACAAAAAAAAGAAAUGUUACUUAAGAGGCAAGAAUAUAGAGAAAAAACUAAAAAUGCUCUUGUUUUUGAUACUAUACAAGAAAAACCUAAAAGUAAAGGUAGACGCCGGGAAAACUAUGGAUCCGAUUCAGGUGGAAGUAUUGCGUCCGAACCUGCAGACGGCAAUAGAAGUCCGAGACCUGUGAAAUCUAAAAAGUCUAGAAAAAGUGGAACUGUUGGGGGUGGUGAUAGAGAAAAUAAAAAGAAAGGAGGCUCUAAACGAAGAAGAGACAGUAAUGCUGCAUCAGGUGGUUCCGAGAGUGAUAGACCUUCAUCUAAAAAAGGCCGUUCUUCCACUCAGAGUAAGAAAGCACCAAUGUUGUCCUCAAAACAGAAACUUAGAGUUGUAUCUAAAGCAACUAUAUCAACUAGUGAAGAUGAUAGUAGUGAUGGUGAAGUCAAAAAAAGAAUUUCCGGCCAAAGUUCAAGCAAGGGUAGAAUGUCACGUUCUAGCUCUGGGUCCCGUUCAGGAUCAGGAAGUCGCAACUCUAGAAGUCCAUCAAGAUCACGAUCUGGUUCACGAAAAUCGCGAUCUAAGAGUGCUGCUUCUCGUAGUCGUUCUAGAUCCCGUUCAAGGAGUCGAUCACAGUCAGGCAGCCGUUCUCGUUCAGGUAGCCGUUCUGGUUCAGCUAGUCGCUCUCCUUCUCGUAGCCGAUCGAAGUCAGUCAGUAGGUCAAAAUCUAGAUCAGUUAGUGGCUCAAGAUCACGAUCCCGUUCACAAUCUCGUAGUAAAUCAAAAUCACAAGCUCGUUCAAAAUCUGGUAGUCGCUCUGCUUCCAAUUCUCCAAAUCGCUCAGGUAGUAGAUCUGUAUCAAAUUCUCCUGUGAGAAGGUCUACAAGUAGAUCACCUUCUGGAUCCAGGAGUGCAUCAGGGUCUAGAUCAGGAUCUGUUUCACCUAAUGUUUAACUUAAAAUUAAAUUUUUUGUUCUCUUUUAACAAUAAUGUCAUUAAUACCUUAUAAUAUUAUAAAACGAAAAGGUAUUUUUUUUUUUUUCAUGUAUGUUAAAUAAGUUGCAAAUUAAUAGCAUGUUAAAUUACAGUUUUUAAAUUAAGUCUAAAAAAAUCGUAUUAAAUUUGUGUUUAAUUGUUUAAAAUUGUACUUCUUAUGGACAAAUGAAUCAACGCUUAAUUUUAUAGAUAAGGGUUAUCUUUCAUUCAAAAUAGGUAUUAUUAUAUAUGUUUCAAAACCAUCGAAGUUUUUAUAUGCUCUGUUUGGUAUUUAUAAUUUAAAAACUAUAGAUAAACUGUUACCUAAACAUAUUGUUACUUAAUAGGUAAUAGCUUUUUUUAAAAAUAAUUAUAACAAUAAUUUGAUGUGUAUUUUUUAUGCUAAAAUGUUUGUUUUUAUUUUUUAUUAUACAUACAUAGGGUUAUCUAAAAUUUAUAUUACAUUCAUUUUUUCUAUGAAAUAAUUGUAUUAGCUAAAAAAGGAUUAAAUAAAACAGUUAUUAUUUUUAAUAUUUAUGUAAAAAAUAUUCUUCUUAGAGGUAGUUUUAAUUGGUAACUUUUAAAAGGCAAAGAGCAACCUACCAUAUUUGAAUUAGAUAUAAAAGAAGGACAGACAAUUGAAAAUAAUGACUGGUCAAAAACCAGUUUUGAGUAAAUACUUUUUGAGUUACUAGCAUUUAAAGUUUAGGUGAAGUGUGGAUUUAAUAACAUCACAGUCCAUCUCACCUCUAGCCUAUAUCUUUACACACUAAAAUCUCACAAAGUAUUUAUUCAAAACUGAUUUUAUGACAUCAUUUUGCUUUUAAUAGGAAAUUAAAAUACACAGGGUAUCAUUUGCUUGUUAUAAGUUGCCCUUUAAAAUAUAAUUGGUAAUUCAAACAAGAACAACUAUCUCCAAACAUUAAUAAUAUGAUAAUGAUUUUAUUUGAAUUUUGUUGUUGCUUAAACUAUUUUUUCAUAGUUAAAAUGAAAUUUGGAUAACCCUGUUUAUAGAAAUUUAUAUUAUCUAACUAUUGGCUUGUUUCAAGGUUUUACUAUUUAUUU
Molecule: messenger RNA, 4869 nt
Organism: Adelges cooleyi (spruce gall adelgid)
Lineage: Eukaryota; Metazoa; Arthropoda; Insecta; Hemiptera; Adelgidae
Gene: Ctr9
Product: RNA polymerase-associated protein CTR9 homolog
Exons: 19
Coding region: 235-3783 (1182 amino acids)
Biological process (GO): regulation of DNA-templated transcription
Cellular component (GO): Cdc73/Paf1 complex
Molecular function (GO): RNA polymerase II complex binding
Source: RefSeq, a predicted model, not a curated record